CGUGGCGCGAGGCUAGCGUCAUCGCGGUCCUGUCUCCACCGACGUCAGGCAUUGAAGGACCCUGGAAGCAGGCACCGUCUUUCUGGUUAAUCCACUCCUCUGCUGCAUCUAUUGCUGGUGUUGCUCUCGUAUCCUCCACCCAAUUUAUUGGGCUUUGCAGUGAAUCUGGACCUUGGUUUGCAGAGGGCCACCCGCCCCAGCACGCGACCCAUCCUCGCGCCGCCGCCUGUCUAGGUACCCGCCUCGGACGGCGCCCUCUUUCCGUCGUCUCAACACACCACCAUGGCGCCUCUCCGACUGUCGAUACCGACGACGCACACAGAAUCAGACGGUGGCAAGGAGUUCACCACGUACGAGAUCCGCAUCGAGCACCCCUUCCCGCGGGCAUCGACGUCCCUGCGAAAGCGCUACUCGGACUUUGCGGCGCUCGACUCAACACUGCGCUCCCACGUCGGCCCACCUCCAGCGUCUCUGCCUCCGAAAUCCUGGCUUGGCGGCUUCCUUGGCCUCGGCAGCACCCUCGGCUCUCCAGAACAGAUCGAGAAACGCAGACAAGCGCUGGAGCAGUACCUGCAGGCGAUCGAGACAAGUGAAGACGGGCGAUGGCGUGUCACACCGGCGUACCGCGAGUUUCUCGACCUCGGCAGCGACAAAGACAAGAAGACGGCCAAUCUUCCCGGCGCGCAGUUCGGCAAGGACAGAGUCAGAGAUAGCACGGACUGGCUGGACAAGUACCAGGAGGUGAAGAGCAACCUGCAGGACGCCCGACGGUGGUUGACGUCGAGAGAGCAAGCCACCGCUGCCACGGCGCAGCACGAAGCAGGCGCGAACGCGAAGAAAGGGCUUGUCAGAGCCGGCACCCUUCUAUCCGCGCUGGAAGAGGGCUUGACCAGGCUGGGCGGCGGCGGCGAUGGAUGGGGCGGUGACAAGCUCGGCGACGGCGAGAUACGGCGACGACGCGAUCUCAUCGGCACAUCCCGCAAGGAGCGCGACGGCCUGGAGAGCGUGCUGAACACCUUGGCCGUCAAGGCUGCCGCGUCGGGGUCCACCUCAUCCGCACCGUCGACGAAUUCGGCUGCCGCGACCAACGAGCAGAAAGCCGGCCUUUUCAGUCGGGCCAACCAAGGUGCUGGCAGAUCAGGCCGCGUCCUCGGCGGCCCCGCCAAAGAAACCGAACGCACCCGGGAGCUCGACAACGACGGCGUGCUCCAGCUCCAGGAACAGAUCAUUGCCGAGCAAGACCAGGAUCUAGUGGAUCUAACCACCGUGGUCAGGCGGAUGAAAGAGAUGGGCGUCCAGAUCAACGACGAGCUGCAGUACCAGAACGAGCUCCUCAACCAGUUCGGCGACGACGUCGAGCGCGUCGACGGCAAGAUGAAGAUUGCGAAGAAGCGCAUUGCGAAGAUCAGAUAGGUUGUGUGCAUCGGCACGGUGUUUUGCUUGAUUCGGCUUGUUGUUGUUGCUUUGCAUAUACCCAGUUUACUAAUGAGCACAUAC
This is a messenger RNA of Paraphaeosphaeria sporulosa, 1497 nucleotides long. RefSeq lists its product as uncharacterized. NCBI's taxonomy places the organism in Eukaryota, Fungi, Ascomycota, Dothideomycetes, Pleosporales, Didymosphaeriaceae. The record is from RefSeq and is a predicted model, not a curated record. The coding region runs from base 283 to 1413 and encodes 376 amino acids. Gene Ontology annotation, molecular function: phosphatidylinositol binding. The transcript has a single exon.